AUGACUGUCGAUGAAGGGUUGAGGGCUGGGUUACCGUACUGUAGAGAUAAGGUUGAGGAGAGGGUGGAGAUGAAGGAUGAGAAUGGUCCCGAGGAUCCGGUCAAUGGAUAUUCAGUAAAGGAGUGCAAGCCAGUAGAUGUUUCUGUUGGAGAUUUUUCCCGAGCAUUACUGAGUUUCAAUGACCUUACGUCGUACGAUAAGCAUGAAAUUCGAACUCGAGGAUUAGCUUCUCACUUAAAGAAGUGUGAAAAGCAAGAUCGGGAACGGCGGGAGGACGAACAACUCGCUGAUAUAGUUUGGAUUGCCGAGCAAAAGGAACAUCGCAAGGAGCAUCGAAGGCUCCGCAAACAACAGAAAACUCUUCAGAAUGCGCACACUGGAUCUGCGAUAAACCCUGUUGCGAUCUGGGCAGCACAAGAUGAAGGCGGUGUGGUAGAAAACGAGGGUAUAGAGAAUGAAAUCGAUAUCCAAGGGUCGUCGCCGCAUAGACACGAAUCAAUUGACUUUGACCCUCCUGCGUUUUCCGAUGUCCCUGACCUCAAUCAUCCCAACGAGCCCCCUUAUGAACUCGACGACAUUAAAGUCGAGUACCAUCCGCACAGCAAACAACCUUCAACUAUACAUCACUUUUCCGAAUUUUCCCGUGGUCGCCCUUCAGAGGCUCAGUUUCAAAAGGAUAUAGUAUCUGUUGAGCACCACAAUGAGACACAUGAGUUUGAAAUGCACUAUCGCCCCCUCUGGGACUGGGCGCUUGAUCUAUUGCAAGACAGACAUCUCGCAUACCACUUUGUAUUUGAUGCACAACAUCUUUCCAAAUUUAAUGGAGAACAAUUUGUCCACUUCAUAGAUGAACCAUGGACUGCCAAUGCCUUCUGGAAUGCACAGUCUCAACUUCCGCCGGACGCAAAGCCACUCGCAUUCAUUCUAUAUGCCGACAAAAACAAACUAUCUUCUUUUGGGACUGCCAAGGGCUAUCCGAUUAUUGCCUGUAUCGCGAACCUUCCCGUUCACAUUCGUAACAGCAACACAGCCCUAGGAGGAGGUCGUGUUGUCGGCUGGUUGCCGAUUGUCGCCGAGGAUCAAAAACAUACCAGAAAGAAGAGUUUUGUAGACUUCAAAAAUGUGGUGUGGCAUAAGUCGUUCUACCAACUCCUCCAGUCAAUUGAGCUGCAUUCAAAAACCGGCUACUGGUUUGAAUGUGGGGAUCAGAUUCGACGCUGUCUCUGGCCCUUGGUACUGAUCCUAAGCGGGGAUUAUGAAGAACAAAGUGUCAUGGCAUUGAUUCACGGUGUGAAAGGCAAAUUUCCUUGCCCAAUCUGUCUAGUGCCGCAGGAUGAGCAGUCAGCCAAUCGUGUCUUUGCUUUGCGCACAACUCACAAUUCCCAACAUGUCCUUCGCACAGCAAGAGCAAAGCGUACAGAAAGGGAACGGGAAGAGGAUCUAAAGGCUUAUUCACUCCAAAAUGUCGAGAUGUUCAUCGGUUAUGGGAGGACCACCUGUGGAAGGACAUUCUCUUCUGGAUUUCCGAUCUUGGACGGGAAGCUGCUGUCAAACUCAAACUUUGAUGCUAUCCCACGAUGGCCUAACCUUACACACUUUAAAGCCGUCGUAUCAGUCGAUUUCAACGAUGGCUCGUUUCACGAGGAUAUAUCAAAGAACGGUAUUCCCUUGCCAGACGGUCCAGGAAGGGUCCUUCAUCUCAAAGCCGAGGAUCAGAUUACGGAGUUCCGAUUUCUGCGAGUGACUUACGAGUCCAUGGUUGAUUGGCGCAUGCGUCAAGACUUACUUCGGUGCAACCCAACAUUUUAUGGAUCACCGAGGUUUGAUUGUGUGAUUGUGAAAACUGCCGGCAAACCAUUCAUUGCUCGCCUUGUGUACUUGUUCGGUUGCUCAAUCGGUGAUGCUGACCUUCAUUUGGCCAUUAUCCAUCCUUACGAUGUUGGUAUUGGUGUUCGUCGAAGGCGGGAUGUUGAUCUGGGCUUGUGGCGUGUACGUGCCACACCUCGUUCAUCAUCCGAGAUCAUUUCGGUCCAGUCGAUUAUCCGAGGUGCUGCGCUCGCCAAAGAUCCGGAGACAGAUGGAGAUUACUUGGUUAUUCACACCGUGGAUACGGACAUGUUCCUUCGUGUUAAGUCUCUUCAAGCGUAA
Suillus plorans is the source of this 2148-nucleotide messenger RNA. RefSeq lists its product as uncharacterized. Lineage: Eukaryota; Fungi; Basidiomycota; Agaricomycetes; Boletales; Suillaceae. The coding region runs from base 1 to 2148 and encodes 715 amino acids. The transcript has 18 exons. The record is from RefSeq and is a predicted model, not a curated record.